AUGGCUGAAAUUGACAAGAAGCCAGCAACAGGCCGGGAUACUCUGAAGGACCACCACUACCCAGCUGUCGACAUGGGUACGGGUACGACCGCGGAUCACGUUGGUGCCCACACAAAGGAAGUGCACAAUGCGGAACUCUUCGCUGCUGUCCAGGAAGCCAAAACCUCAGUGCGAAACAAGGGAUCACUCCAGCUGCUAUUUGCUGUGUUUGUGGCAUUCUGCUGCGCAUGUGCAAGUGGAUACGAUGGCUCUUUAUUGACUUCUAUUAUCGCGAUGAAGCACUUCCAGAGUACAUUCCACACUGGUCCAACUGGGACUAAAGUAGCUGUCAUGUUUUCGUUAUACACCGUCGGCUCUAUGGUAGCCGCUCCCUUUGCUGCAGUAUUCAGCGACAGAUUUGGUCGUCGUAGGGCCAUGUUUGGGGGAGCCAACAUCAUAAUUAUAGGUGCAAUCAUCGUGUCGACUUCUUCGACGAUAGCUCAAUUUGUGGUGGGACGAUUCGUGCUUGGAAUGGGUGUUCAGGUCAUGACUGUUGCCGCACCGGCGUAUGCCGUUGAGAUAUCUCCGCCGCACUGGAGAGGUCGUUGCACAGGUUUCUAUAAUUGUGGUUGGUUUGGUGGCUCCAUCCCUGCGGCCGCAAUUACCUUUGGGACCAACUACAUUGACAACGACUACUCAUGGAGAAUACCUUUGGUUCUCCAAUGCUUUGCAUGCAUAGUGGUUCUCGGCGCCGUAUUCUUCAUUCCCGAGUCCCCCCGGUGGCUGAUGGCUAAUGACAAAGAAGAAGAAGCCAGAGAGUUUUUGGUCAAAUACCACGGUAAUGGGAACUCACAGUCACGUCUGGUGCUGCUAGAGCUGGAAGAGAUGAGAGAAGGCAUUCGGCAGGAUGGUGUCGAUAAGACCUAUGCUGAUUACCGACCACUUUUUGCUACGCACAACGGGCGCUGGCGCAUGGCCCAAGUUUUGAUGAUUGCCAUCUUUGGGCAGUUCUCUGGCAAUGGUCUCGGCUACUUCAACACGGUCAUUUUCGAGCAGCUUGGAAUUACAUCAUCCUCACAACAACUGGGCUACAACCUCCUCAACUCGGUUCUGUCCGCGAUUGGAGCUUUGAGUGCAGUGUCGCUGACCGAUAAAAUGCCCCGCCGGAAGGUACUUAUCUUUGGCACUCUCGCUUGCGCCGCUACACUAGCAGUCAACUCUGGACUCUCGGCAGCUCUCGACUCGCAGGGCAAAAAUGUGAUUACCUCGUACGCUCAAGGUGGCUUGGCAGCCUAUUUUCUGUUCAACAUCGUCUUCUCAUUUACCUACACGCCGCUUCAGGCCGUGGUGAAAACGGAAGCACUUGAGACCACUAUACGGGCCAAAGGACUAGCGGCUGCGGGUAUUAUUGUCAGUGCCAUGGGCUUCAUCAACCAAUUCGCGGGUCCCAUUGCCCUUGGUAACAUUGGGUACCGGUACAUUUAUGUAUUUGUGGGUUGGGAUGUGGUCGAGGCGAUCAUGUGGUAUCUUUUUGGGGUUGAGGCCCAAGGCCGAACUUUGGAGCAGCUUGAAUGGGUUUACAGCCAGCCAAAUCCUGUGAAAGCAUCUCUGAUGGUUGAGAAGGUCAUUGUUCAGGCUGACGGGAAGGUGUCCGAAAAGGUGAUUGAUGUUGCCGAGCCCUGA
Neoarthrinium moseri is the source of this 1662-nucleotide messenger RNA. RefSeq lists its product as uncharacterized. The transcript is spliced from 9 exons. Lineage: Eukaryota; Fungi; Ascomycota; Sordariomycetes; Amphisphaeriales; Apiosporaceae. The coding region runs from base 1 to 1662 and encodes 553 amino acids. Gene Ontology annotation, cellular component: membrane. Gene Ontology annotation, molecular function: carbohydrate:proton symporter activity. Gene Ontology annotation, biological process: transmembrane transport; carbohydrate transport. The record is from RefSeq and is a predicted model, not a curated record.